GGCUGGAUGUGUAGCCUCGGACACGGAGUGGUCUUCGUCUGCCGGGCUGACCCGGCUGGGGGAGGCCCUGCGGCGCCACAUGGUGUCGACGGAGCCACUUGCUACGGAGGCCGCGCUCGAGGCACUGGCCAGGCUGGCCAAUGUCCAGGGCGAGCUGGGAGCGGUGCAGGCGGGCCGCGUGUGCCAGUGGCUGGAGCUCCACGCCCUCCCCCGCUUCCUCUGGGGCUGCCUGGACUGCACCGACGGAGGGGUGCGGGCAGCCGCCCUCUCGGCCCUGGCCAGGCUCUGCCUGCAGCCACAGCUCUGCCAGCUCCUGCUGUCUACCCUGCAGCUCAGCCAGUCCGAAGUGGUGGAGCGCGUUGCCCAGACAGCCCACAACGACGCGGAUGUGUUCGCGCGCCGCGCGGCGAUGGCAGCACUCUCCUUGUGGGUCGGGUGGGACCGCCUCGCGCCAGACUGCUGCUCCGCCGCUCGACGGUCCGCCUCCCGAGCUCUGGCCCGGGACCUCGACUCGGAAGUCCAGCUGUCCGGAUUGGCGACCUGGCGGACUUGCCUCGACACAAAUCUCGACGGCCUAGCGGAGCGCACCGAGGCAUCCGCGAGGCAGGUGCUGGGCAAAGCCGACGCCGACGGACUCGGGAGCGCCGUGGAGAGUGUGUUGUGCACCGACUCUGACGCCCGCGUCAGGAGCGAAACGGAACGUCUGCUGCGCGACCUGCACGACAGGCUGACCCGGGAGUUUGCUUUCACUGCUUCUGGAGCAUUUCCCUAUCGGAAGCGAGUGAAACUGAAAGUGAAGGCUUAA
Messenger RNA from Ixodes scapularis (black-legged tick), 805 nucleotides. RefSeq lists its product as uncharacterized. The record is from RefSeq and is a predicted model, not a curated record. Bases 80 to 805 code for a protein of 241 amino acids. The transcript has 4 exons. Lineage: Eukaryota; Metazoa; Arthropoda; Arachnida; Ixodida; Ixodidae.